GACUUAGAAGUGACUUUUAAAUUCCCUUGUCAUUUCACUGUUAUCUGAUUUGCAGGAAUCCAACACUUAGGUAACCAUGUCCAACUCCGGUGAGGCAGAACUCAUUCACGUGUUUAAGGGGAUUCGCUUUACUAUCCGGUCUUCUCCAGAACUUUUAAAACACUUGGAUACUUUCGAUGCUAGAGAAGAUGAUGUUCUCUUGGUUUCUUAUCCCAAAUCUGGCACUCACUGGCUAGCAGGAAUUGUAACAAAGCUUUACAAUACUCAAGUUACAUUAACAUCUCCCAUUGAAUUUGGAGAUAUUUCCAAACUGGAGGAACUGAAUAAACUCUCAUCAAAGAGAAUCAUUCCAACACACUUAGACUACAACAUGUUACCUUCAAAUUUUAAGAAUAAAAAAUGCAAGAUGAUCUACAUCAGCAGAAAUCCAAAAGAUACCGCAGUUUCCAUGUAUCAUUACUACAGAGAUAACCCAAACCUUCCCACUAUAGACACCUGGACCGCGUUCUUUGAUUUGUUCUUAAAAGGAGAUGUUGUCUGUGGAUCCUGGUUUGAUCAUUUCCUAAGUUGGGAAGAACACAAAAAUGACAAAAACAUCCUGUUCUUGUUCUAUGAAGACAUGAAGAAGGAUCUCCCUAAGAUUGUAAAGGAAAUUACUUUGUUCCUGGGUUUAAACAUCAGUGACAACGAUAUCCAAGACAUUUGCAAAAAAUCCUCAUUCUCAGAGAUGAAAAGUAACACAGAAAAGGAGAACAGUGAUCCAAAUCACACUGUUUGUGCACUGACAUCCAACAGGAAGUUGGUUUUCCGAAAAGGUGCUGUUGGUGAUUGGAAGAACCAUUUCACUCCAAAACAGAAUCGAAGGUUUGAGGAGAUAUUUAACGAGAAAAUGAAACUCAGCAAAAUGGCAAAAAGUGUCACCUAUGAAUUUUGACUCCUUGUGAAGAAUGAUAUCCAGUUAUCCACAAACAUAGAAAGAACAUCUGGUGGGAAAUUCUGAAUGGGGGGUCCCAUUCAGUUUAUAACCCUCCCAACGGAAAGGACUGUAAACAUGAGAUUUUGAGGACAGAAAUAUUCUGACACAAUGACAGCAGGAAGAUAUAUAUCAUUUUACACUCAGGUGUCAGUGUCGCUUUUCUACCACCAAAUCUACUUUAUCCCUUUUUUUUUUUUGCUCUAGAGGGAUGAAAGUGGACUUCUUGGAUCUAACUUAGGAAUUUUACCUAAUAUAUUAAGAAAGAAACAAAACCCAAAUUCGUACUACAUAAAAAGUCUAAAAAUACAUCAUAAGAAAAUGACCAAAGAUUUGGCUGCAGACUCCUUCUCUCCCUGAUCUACCAUGAUUUGGAAGAUGUCUAUCUUAUCAGACUUUGUUAUUGAUACUGAAGUCGAAAACUAUACAUUCAAACAUCUGAAGGGAAGUUUGUUCAUAAAAAGUCUUUUUUGUUUGUUUUUUUUUACAAUAUUUACUUCUUUGACAUAACUUAUUUCUGGGUUAGGUACUGUGUAGUGCCUGUGUUUUGAAUGCAACUGAUACACACUCAUGUAAAUUACUGCACUGUAUGUUGGAGAACAAUAAACGUGGGUUUUUUCCAUUUGACUUUCUUCCUACAAAAUGCUUGUUUCCAAUGUUUUGAUGAGACCCACUUUACAGUCCUUGUGCAAUAGAACUCAGCAGUUCCACUCUGGUAAACAAACCACUACUCAGAGAUAAUUUAAUCUGGCCAUCAUUUAUUUAUUUACACUGCCCUGAUAAGACAGAUUUUCCAAGAAUCAGCUGUCUGUGUUCAUAUUCAAGUGACUGUUCUAGGAACCCAGCAAAGAUUUUUCUUCUGAUUUAUUCCAUGAUGUGUUUGCUGCCCUCACCUCCAAUUCAUUUUUUAGGCUGAUUUUAAGCCUCUCCACACACUAGUUCUCCCUAACCAUACAAUUCCAAGGCAUUAGUAGGCAGAAAAAACACUAGCAAAAGCUGAUCAAAAAGAAACUCGUGCAGGCAAGCACCAUUACUCUGCUUUCACUCCUGCAUGCUCUGAAGUAACACAUCUAUAAGGCAAGCUUGUCCUCUGGGUGUGUUGUUCCUGAAAAGCUGAGCUAUGGCCUUAUUUAUAGUGAACACUAAUGCACUCUCUGGCUGCACAUUUCACACUUGCCACAUUGCCCUUUCAUUUCAUACCUUGCUGGUGCCAGCUGACAUCACCACCUACCAACCGAUUUUGCAUCUGCACAAACGAGACAGAAGUUAUGUGCUGAAGAGGUCAGUGAGAGAAAAGCAUGUUCAACUGAAGUCCCUUGCCAUUCACCAAUCCAACAAAAUUUAAGCUCAGAGAUGCUGCCCUAAGCACCAUUUUAUGCAAAUGAUCCAUUUGCAAAUGAGAAGUUUGUUUGUGUUGCUUUGCUCUUCUGACGCUAAAAUCACUCUCUCUCUCUAAAAUGCCAUGAACCACUGCUGCCCUCCUUUCAAGUAACAUUUGGACAAGUGGGUUCCCCACGGCUCAGUACUGGGUCCAGCCCUGUUCAAUGUCUUUAUCAAUGACCUGGAUGAAGGCAUUGAGUGCACCCUUAGAAAGUUUGCAGAUGACACUAAGCUGAGCGGAAGCGUGGAUCUGCUUGAGGGUAUGGAGGCUCUUCAAAGGGAUCUGAACAGGCUGGACUGCUGGGCUGAGACCAAUGGUAUGAAUUUUAAUAAGGCCAAAUGCCUGGUCCUGCACUUGGGGCACAAAAACCCUAUGCAGUGCUACAGACUAGGAGAAGAGUGGCUCGAAAGCUGCACGGAAGAGAAGGACCUGGAGGUGUUGGUUGACAGCCGACUGAACACGAGCCAGCAAUGUGCGUGCCUAGCUGGCCAAAAAAGCCAAUGGCAUCUUGGCUUGUAUCAGAAAUGGUGUGGCCAGCAAGUCCAGGGAGGUUAUUCUCCCUUUGUACUAGGCACUGGUGAGACCACACCUCGAAUACUGUGUUCAGUUCUGGGCCCCUUGCUACAAGAGGGAUGUUGUGGCUCUGGAGCAUGUCCAGAGAAGAGCAAUGAAGCUGGUGAGGGGGCUGGAGAACAAGUCUUAUGAGGAGUGGCUGAGAGAGCUGGGGUUUUUUAGCCUGGAGAAGAGGAGGCUGAGGGGAGACCUUAUUACUCUACAACUACCUGAAAGGAGGUUGUGGAGAGGAGGGAGCUGGCCUCUUCUCCCAAGUGACUGAGGACAGGACAAGGGGGAAUGGCCUCAAGCUCUGCCAGGGGAGGUUCAGGCUGGAUAUCAGAAAAAAAUUUUUCACGGAGUCAUCGGGCACCGGAAUAGCCUGCCCAGGGAGGUGGUUGAGUCACCUUCCCUGGAGGUGUUUAAGGAAUGGGUGGAUGAAGUGCUUAGGGGCAUGGUUUAGGGAGUGUUAGGAAUGGUUGGACUCGAUGAUCCGGUGGGUCCUUUCCAACCUGGUGAUUCUUUGAUUCUAUGAUUCUUCCACUAUGAAUAAAUGGCAAGAGAUCAUCCAAUGAAAAAUGCUUGAACAUUUAACUUGGGAAGAAAUUCUUCACGAUGAGGGCGGUGAGGCACUGGAACAGAUCACCCAGGGAAGUUUUGGAUGACCCCUCCCUGGAAGUGUUCAAGAGCAGGCUGGAUGGGGCCUUGAGCAGCCUGGUCUGGUAGGACGUGUCCCUGUCCAUGGCAGGGGGGUUGGAACUGGAUGGGCUCUAAUGUCUCUUCCAACCCAAACCAUUCUACGUUUUUUCUAUCACUCUGGAAAACAGUGAAAGCAUUCUUGGGCAAAUGAAGUUCAGAAGUGAGUUUAUCGUGUCAAGAAGACUGCUGUAAGCAGCAUUUAUAUGUGUCUUCACAAUAAGAAACUGUGUGAAGGUACAGGGUGAGGACAUGUCACAUGGAUCAAUGAGGAGGUUGAAGCAUACAAUCCUGAACUGGAUGAAGGGAUAUCAUAAGAAUAUAAGGUCGUGAGUGCUCUAGCACUGCAUUGCAAAGUUAAAUGGACUUUUAAAAUAAAAGUCUUUAACAUGUCAUACUUAAGCAGCACUGUUAAUCUCCAAGUGUUUUAAAUAUCGCUUUACUCAAACAUCUGAGGCAGAGUACAGCAAAUGGCUGGCAGUAAUAGCCUGAGAAAGAAAGUAGUUUCUUCUAGUAAAAUUAUAGGGCAGCAGGUCCUUCCUUGGCACUGGCAUAGCACAGUGCAGCUGAGUGUAGCAGAACUUACCUAUGUCAGAGAUUCAGAAAGCUAGGUUGGGCACUGUUACUAAAGGAUGGCGGUAUGAGAUGGUGGCUACUGGCAACCAGGGUCGCCUAACAGUUGCUACACCUAUCAUUUCUUUCAUCUUCUUUUCUCUUGUUUUCCCCACUGUGCUGUUUCACCCCCUUCCCUUCCUGUGACUGUAGCAGUUCCAACUGAAUUUUUCAAGAAACUAUCAAUCUGGCUCCACAAGUCAUUUUGGCAGGUCAUGGAGAUGUUAAAAAAAUUUCAAAACUUCCAUAGUAAGCUGUUGCAAAAAUAUCUCUCAACUUCUCCACUUUCCUUUCUUUUUUCCUGUGGCAGUUAAAACUUCUAGAAAGAGAGAAAUUUCUGUCCUACAAAAUCAUAGAAUCAUUUUGUUGGAAAAAGACCUUUGAGAUCAUUGAGUCCAACUGUACUGGUCCAAAAUGUACCUAAACCACAGGAAUACUAGGUUUGGAAGAAACAAAGCCCAGUACAAUCUCUAUUACAUAUAAAUGGCUACAAUACUGCUUUCCUAUUGAUAAUAUAUUCCAUCCUCCUGAGUAAGGGCUCAUCUGAUGAUCUGAUUUAACUAGAGCAGACAGCAUUAAAUAUUUAUACCAUCAGAGCUGAGCUGUUUCUACCCACUGUUGUUGAAGUUAGCCUGCUUUGCUGGCUACUCAGGCUUACCUGGCCUUUGGGUCAUGAAAAAGAGAGCAAGAGCAUUUGGAAGGCCAGAAAUCUUGUGAGAGGAACACAUGAAUUCCAGGCUUUCCUUCAAGGACAUUUUCUCUGAAAAUAUCAAACUACUGUCUUCUAAAGUAGCUCUCAGAGAAGACAAGGUGCUCAGGUAAACAUCCGAGCAACCUGACUUUAUGUCACGUUAGUUCUGAUACAAUAAGUUUGAUGCCUAAAGUAGUUUCUUGGAGGAAAGCAACACCUGGUGAAAAAAACCUCCCUGAAUAGCUUCAGGAAUGCCUUGUAGAAGACGCAACUGAUUCUGGAGAAGUAUGGGGUGGGUGGAAGUGGGAGGAAGCAGGCGGGGGAGGGAAUCUGAGCAGUUCUGGUGAUCUUUGAAGCCAGGAGUCAUAGGAAAAUAGAGGAGAGUGGAGAUCGAUUGGUGGGUUUCUGCACUGGGUCUAAGUAAAGCAGAGAUGCUCAGGGGAUCAAAACAAGGGUUUAACUUUUACUAGCUUUCAGCUGGAAAAGUAAAUGUGGGACUCACUUCACAACCAGCUGAUGAGAGAGGAAAGACAGUCACAGACCACAGACAAAGAGCCAAGGGCACUCCUGCUGCAAAGACCUAGUGGGGAUGGGAAAGGAGGAAUCAAGCCUGAUAGAAAGAGCUGAGUGUGAGGGCGAAGGUGAUUGCUUGAAGAUAUUGUUCAGAAAAAGGAGAAAGGACUGAGUGGCCGUAUCACUCUUUCACCAGUUCCAGCCUCACAGGUAACCACAACACAUCUUUCAAAGGACCAGCAACAAUGAGACACAAUGCAAUGCAGCAACUUCUCUAUUAACUUUGAUAGGAGACAGUCGUCCCCCUUUCCUGAAUCUGUUUACCUGUCUGACAUACCAUAGAGGAUAAACUGUGGGAAAAGACAGUGAAAGACAGUGGGUAUAAGGGGUGAGACAUUGCCCUUCCUAAGCUUCCAUAGCAGAAGCUUCUCCUUGGCCAAGUGGAGAGCAGCGCUGGCACCUUGCGGCUCCAGCAGGGAGCAAGCAGAAACACCUGACAGCUGCUAAAGUCAAAACUCAGCAACAGAAAAGCACAAAGUCACAAAUUAC
Molecule: messenger RNA, 5967 nt
Organism: Cuculus canorus (common cuckoo)
Lineage: Eukaryota; Metazoa; Chordata; Aves; Cuculiformes; Cuculidae
Product: sulfotransferase 6B1
Exons: 6
Coding region: 77-934 (285 amino acids)
Biological process (GO): sulfation
Cellular component (GO): cytoplasm
Molecular function (GO): sulfotransferase activity
Source: RefSeq, a predicted model, not a curated record